GGACGGAGGGAGGGAGGGGCCAGCGGGGACCAGGGGGGAGGUUGGAGAGGGCCAGGACCGGCCUGGCAGAGUCCGCAGCUGGCAUCUCUCUCCGCUCUGGCGGGGCAAGCGGCUGACAAGUCCAACUGGGCAGGGAGUCUCCUCCAAGCUAGGACCCAGGAGCCCGAGAGCCCAGGCUCUUUGACCAGACUUUGAGCCAGUCAAUUAAGCAGUGAUAUUAGUCGAGUGCUUCCGGCCUGCGCAGCGCUGGACUAAAGGACCUGGAGCCAUGGCCCAGGGUUCACUCGUGCUACCGCUGCUGCUGUGGGCGGCGAUGGCCAUCCACGCGGGGAAGGACCAGCUCAACGUCUGUAUGGAUGCCAAACACCACAAGACCAUCCCCGGGCCCGAGGAUGACCUGCACCAGCAGUGCAGCCCCUGGAGGGAUAACGCCUGCUGCACGCAGAACACCAGCCACGCGGCCCACCAGGACGUGUCCUACCUGUACAACUUCAACUGGCAACACUGCGCCAACAUGACCCCGGCUUGCAAACGCCACUUCGUCCAGGACACGUGUCUAUACGAGUGCUCCCCCAACCUGGGGCCCUGGAUUCAGAAGGCGGACGUGAGCUGGCGAAAGGAGAGAAUCCUGAACGUGCCGCUGUGCAAGGAGGACUGUGAGUUGUGGUGGAAGGAUUGCCAAACUUCUUACACCUGCAAAAGCAACUGGCACAAGGGCUGGGACUGGAGCACUGGCCAGAACCGCUGCCCCGUCCAGGAAGCCUGCCACCCUUUCCCGUUCUACUUCCCCACACCGGCGGACCUGUGCGAGCGCAUCUGGAGCAACUCCUAUCGGGUCAGCAACGAGAGCCGGGGGAGCGGUCGCUGCAUCCAGAUGUGGUUCGACCCCGUGGAGGGGAACCCCAACGAUGCCGUGGCCCGCUUCUAUGCUGGCAACCUCGCCCCCGGCCUGGCCCCGGCCCUCUCCCUGCUCCAGCUGCUCCUGCCUCUGGGGCUACUCCGGCUGCUUCUGUCCUAAAUUUGGGGCCGCAGGGCUGCUGCCUCUUCUGCCCCAACUCCCUCUCAGAGACCCCCGGCUUGGGGACAGGAGAAUAAAGCAGUUCUCCCCCUUCCA
Messenger RNA from Tachyglossus aculeatus (Australian echidna), 1114 nucleotides. Its product is annotated as folate receptor alpha-like. The record is from RefSeq and is a predicted model, not a curated record. The transcript has 7 exons. Gene Ontology annotation, molecular function: signaling receptor activity. NCBI's taxonomy places the organism in Eukaryota, Metazoa, Chordata, Mammalia, Monotremata, Tachyglossidae. Bases 269 to 1018 code for a protein of 249 amino acids. Gene Ontology annotation, cellular component: external side of plasma membrane.